AUGUCGAUACCCAUCUCUUCCCUGCUCACAAAUGGCACCCCCACGCCUCCACGCGAUCGAUGGACCUACCUUGACCGCAUCUUAUCAACCACGUCACCGUACGCAGGAGAGGAAUUCGUGCCUGGAGAAGAGACAAUCAACGCUCUUGAAUCGUCACGAGUCCUCGUCAUCGGCGCCGGCGGCCUAGGAUGCGAGAUUCUCAAGAAUCUGGCCUUGUCCGGCUUCAAGGACAUCCACGUCAUCGACAUGGACACCAUCGACGUCUCCAACCUGAACCGUCAAUUUCUCUUCCGCCACUCCGACGUGGGCAAAUCCAAAGCCGAAGUCGCCGCAAGGUUCGUGGAGAAACGUGUCCCGGGCGUCAAAAUCACCCCUUACAACGGUAAGAUUCAGGACAAGGACGAAGAAUACUACAUGCAGUUCAAGCUGGUCAUCUGUGGGCUUGACAGCAUUGAAGCCCGUCGCUGGAUCAACGCCACGCUCGUCGACAUGGUCGACAUGGAAAACCCGGAGUCCCUCAAGCCACUGAUCGACGGCGGCACCGAAGGCUUCAAGGGCCAAGCGCGAGUCAUCCUGCCCAGCCUCACUUCGUGCAUCGAGUGCCAACUAUCCAUGCAUGCACCCCGUGCCGCGGUGCCCCUGUGCACGCUGGCAACCAUCCCGCGCCAACCUCAACAUUGCAUAGAGUGGGCGCACAUCAUCGCGUGGGAAGAACAGCGCAAGGGCGAGACCCUCGACACGGACGACCCGGAACACAUCUCCUGGCUGUAUACGACCGCGCUGAAACGUGCCAACGAGUUCAAUAUCUCCGGUGUGACGUACUCGAUGACUCAGGGCGUGGUGAAAAACAUCAUCCCCGCAAUCGCGUCUACGAACGCCAUCAUCGCUGCGAGUUGUUGCAACGAAGCACUAAAGAUCGCGACGUCCUGUGCGCCCUUUCUGGAGAACUACAUGAUGUACACGGGCGACUCCAACGAAGGGGGCCUCUACACCUACACAUUCGCGGCAGAAAAGAAGGACGAUUGCCCCGUUUGCGGGAACCUGGCCCAGACGCUGACCAUUGAUCCCGAGUGGACGCUGGAAGACUUCCUCGCCAGUCUGGCCGAGAGGGCCGAAGCGCAGCUGAAGAAACCGAGCAUCCGGACCGAGGCCAAGACGCUGUACGUCCAGGCGCCCAAGAGCUUGGAGGAGCAGACGAGGCCCAAUCUCUCCAAGCGGAUGAGGGAGUUGGUGACUGACGGCGAGGAAGUCGGCGUCAGCGAUGCGGCGUUUAUGAUCAGUUUCAAGUUUCGGCUGGUGUUCAAGAAGUGA
Molecule: messenger RNA, 1311 nt
Organism: Fonsecaea multimorphosa CBS 102226
Lineage: Eukaryota; Fungi; Ascomycota; Eurotiomycetes; Chaetothyriales; Herpotrichiellaceae
Exons: 2
Coding region: 1-1311 (436 amino acids)
Biological process (GO): protein neddylation
Cellular component (GO): cytoplasm; nucleus
Molecular function (GO): NEDD8 activating enzyme activity
Source: RefSeq, a predicted model, not a curated record